GCUUGCUGUCGCUGGAGCGUUGUAAUAUGUCCGUAUCCAUAGGAUAGAAUAAAAACACUCCUCAAAGUGUGUAAUCCAAAAGUUGCGAAGUAAAAAGUAAACAAAAAGUAGACAAAAGACGUAAAAACAAACACUAAGACACGGAGCUGCUGAGUAGGCUGCCACACCUGACGGCGCCGGAACCGGAACCCCCACAUUGCUGCUAGUACCCCACAUUGCUGCUAGUACUGCUAGACCCCCACAUUGCUGCUAUUCCCCCACAUUGCUGCUAGUGCUGCUUGGCCCCCACAUUCCUGCUAGUGCUGCUUGGCCCCCACAUUCCUGCUAGUGCUGCUAGGCCCCCACAUUGCUGCUAGUGCUGCUAGACCCCCACUUUUCUGCUUGGCCCCCACAUUGCUGCUUGCAGCUAUAUUGGUUAUUGUUAUUGUUAGCUACAUUAGCCUCUCUAGCAAACCAGCUCGAAAACAAAUCGUUACAUUGUAUUGAGAGUACAGCAAGACUGGGCAAUGGAUACAUUGGUGACCGGAUUGAAGCAGCAAUGUAAUCAAGUAUCGGGCGUUUACCUUCAUUCUCACCUUCCUGCUGUACACCAGCUUUCACCUCUCCAGGAAACCCAUCAGCAUCGUCAAGAGUGAGCUCCAUAAAAACUGUUCUGUGAUGGCGGAACUUUCUGAAGGCGGCAGCAGCAGCCAGCAGCCUCAGAUCCCAACAGACUGCAGCUGGAGGCCGUUUGAUAAGAGUAACUAUAAGCAGCUUCUUGGAGCCAUGGACUAUUCCUUUCUGUGUGCUUAUGCUGUGGGCAUGUACCUCAGUGGGAUCAUUGGUGAACGCCUACCCAUCCGUCUCUACCUGACAGUUGGCAUGGUAACCAGUGGGAUCUUCACCUGUCUAUUUGGUUUUGGGUAUAUCUACAACAUCCACUCUUUAGGAUUCUACAUAUUCAUCCAGGUGGCCAAUGGCCUGGUCCAGACUACAGGUUGGCCCAGUGUAGUCACCUGCAUUGGAAACUGGUUUGGCAAAGGAAGGCGUGGUCUGGUGAUGGGCGUUUGGAACUCACACACUUCAGUGGGCAACAUCCUGGGUUCUCUGAUCGCUGGCUGUUGGGUCUCGUCCAACUGGGGCCUGUCCUUCAUUGUGCCUGGACUCAUCAUCAUCGCCAUGGGAAUUGUCUGCUUCUUUUUCCUCAUUGAACAUCCAAAUGACUUGAGAAAUGUCUACACACACAAUACAUCUGGAACUAAUACUAGGGGACGGACUGGACGCAAUGGGCAAGUGGACGCACUCCUCCAGUACAAAGCAGGCAAGACACAGAGUUGGGACACAGAGUUGUUGUUGCCCCAGAGUGAUCGUGAGGGAGUGUGUGUGGAGCGUGAUCGUGAGGGAGUGUGUGUGGAGCGUGAUCGUGAGGGAGUGUGUGUUCCUCUCCAGCAGCUGGUUGUGGUUAAGAGUGAAACAGAACCUUCUGCUAUCAGCUUCAUGGGAGCGCUGCGCAUCCCUGGAGUGGUAGAGUUUUCUCUUUGCCUGCUGUUUGCCAAGCUGGUGAGCUACACGUUCCUCUUCUGGCUGCCAAUGUACAUCACCAAAACGGCUCAUUUGGAUGCUAAGAAGGCAGGAGAUCUGUCCACCUUGUUUGAUGUUGGAGGAAUCGUAGGUGGUAUCUUGGCUGGUGUGGUUUCUGAUAAACUGGGUAAAAGAGCCAGCACCUGUGCUGUGAUGUUGCUACUAGCAGCCCCCACACUCUACGUGUUCUCCAUGAUAAGUGAGCUUGGUCUGGGCCCCACAAUAGUGAUGUUGCUGGUUUGUGGGGGGUUGGUAAAUGGACCAUAUGCCCUUAUAACCACUGCAGUAUCAGCAGACCUGGGCACUCAUAAGUCUUUGAAGGGGAAUGCUCGUGCACUGUCGACAGUCACAGCCAUCAUUGAUGGCACUGGCUCUGUUGGUGCUGCAGUAGGCCCUCUGCUGGCAGGGUUGUUAUCUGCGCGGGGCUGGGAUCAGGUCUUCUACAUGCUCAUGGCUGCAGACUUCCUGGCUUUGCUGCUAUUGCUGCGGUUAGUGAUGAAGGAGAUGAAAUCCGGGAAAUCUGGAAAACCUGGAGUGGCUGUGGAGCUGAAAGAACACUGAGCACUUUAUGGGAAGAGAAUCCUGUUUUUUUUGCACACACACACACCUGUGCAAGACCUUUACUGGGUCCUGCAGGAGACCAUUGGGUUGAUCUCUGACCCAGGAAGAGGACUGAUGACCUAUGACCUCUGAAGAAGAAUAUGAACUCAGACCCAAAGGGAGGUGCUACUACCAAAGACCGUCUCUGCUGGAAAUUACAGGGGACUUUCCUUGUGCGUGCGUGCGUCUUUGAGCUGUAGGGUGCAUCUCUAUCCUCUUGUGUGCUGCAGUCCUGUGGAGCUCCCAAAUUAUGGUUUUUACCUGUGUAUGUCUGUGUGCGUGUGUGUGUGUGUGCGUGCGCGUAUGCGUGUGUCUGUAUGUGCGUGCGUGCAUGUGCGUGCAUAUGAGGAUGACAACAAAUUUACAAAAGCUGCAAAAUCUAAACCAAAGAUAAAUUAUUUUGCCUUGUGUGUGUGUGUGUGGAGUCCACUCUAAAAUUGUAUGCCUCUGUUGGGUGUUUGUUCUUCUGUGUAUUUUUUUUUAUUAUUAUUCUCUCCUUGGAAUGGGCAUAAUGACUUAUUAUUAUUAUUAUAAAAUAACAAAAUGAACGUCUGAGUUAAUUAUUAUUUAUGAACUAAAUGAAUGUCUGUGUUUAUUAUUAUUCAUGAACUAAAUGAAUGUAAACUAAAUUAAUGUCUGAGUUUAUCAUUAUUAUUUUGUUAUUAAAGAACUGCAUUAAUAUAUAUAUACCAUAUUUUCCAGACUAUAAGUCACACUUUUUUUCUUAUAUGAAAAUAUAUAUAAUUGAACAUGUUUUUAAAUGUUAAUUCAUAUUAACUGACAUGAUCCCUACAUGAGACAUUACCAUCAGCCGCGAGAGAGCGCUCUCAAAUGGACCUCUGCGCUCUCAAAUGCGCUCUCAAAUGCACUUUCAGUCGGAGAUUAGUACUAUGAAUUUCCCCUUGGGGAUCAAUAAAGUAUCUAUCUAUCAUC
This is a messenger RNA of Alosa alosa (allis shad), 3093 nucleotides long. It is a transcript of the gene slc37a1, whose product is annotated as solute carrier family 37 member 1. The transcript is spliced from 19 exons. Gene Ontology annotation, cellular component: endoplasmic reticulum membrane. Gene Ontology annotation, molecular function: glucose 6-phosphate:phosphate antiporter activity. The record is from RefSeq and is a predicted model, not a curated record. The coding region runs from base 658 to 2121 and encodes 487 amino acids. Gene Ontology annotation, biological process: phosphate ion transmembrane transport; glucose-6-phosphate transport. NCBI's taxonomy places the organism in Eukaryota, Metazoa, Chordata, Actinopteri, Clupeiformes, Clupeidae.